This is a messenger RNA of Dovyalis caffra, 312 nucleotides long. Lineage: Eukaryota; Viridiplantae; Streptophyta; Magnoliopsida; Malpighiales; Salicaceae. The record is from the annotation of a GenBank genome assembly.
AUGAGGGUUGGAGACGGGUUUCGAGUCGCCCAAUUCGGUUGUCACGGGGUGGUCAAUCUAUUGCUUAAGCGGUUCGAAAGCGGCUCGUCCGUAGUCCGGAGCCGGGAGCGAAAGCCGACGGGCGAGGUUUUGAAUUCCGGAGGAUCGGCCGUAGGGAACGAACUACAUAGGAUUAUUAAGCUUUUGAUCUUAGAAGGCGACCCAAGGCAUGAGUCAAAGAAAAUGCUAUAUGUAUCUAAUGCAAGACCCAUCGAUAAGCUAAGGCUACGACAUGAAGAAAGGCCGGAAGAACUACGGAACCACGCCCGCUAG